This is a messenger RNA of Babesia bigemina, 2631 nucleotides long. RefSeq lists its product as hypothetical. The record is from RefSeq and is a predicted model, not a curated record. The transcript has a single exon. The coding region runs from base 1 to 2631 and encodes 876 amino acids. Lineage: Eukaryota; Apicomplexa; Aconoidasida; Piroplasmida; Babesiidae.
AUGGAAAAUGAUGAAACGAGCAGCUCAAGCGACUCUCCCGCAGACAGGUCCUUCGAAGACGCCCGCGAUGCUGCGUCAGGCGAAUCUACGGACUCAGAGGACUUAGAAGCGAAUACGGAAGUGGUGAAAAACAUACACUUCUACCCCUUCGCGGAAUCGCAGGAGAACCGAAGCCCGUACCGGUACGGCGACUCAAGUGAUGACAACGGGUGCGAUCGGCAGGGCAGCGACGACGAAGACACAUCUUCGUACGACAGUUCGCCUCACUACGCCGCCGCAGUGGAGCCAAGCGCCUUCAAACACUCGUCCGGUCUUCGGUACACGGCCGUGCCCGGCUACGACGACUCGCAUAUAUAUGGAAACAGCAACAGCAGCGCCAGUGACCAAUAUUCCAUUGAAGAAGGCGUAGGGCGCAAGCUAACUGGCGAAGAUUCUAUAGAAGAGUCAAACUCUAGUGGCGCAAUAACGGCAGAAGAUUCGUCGGCGGAAACAGAUCAAACAAGUGACGAGGACGGCAGUGGAGGGAGUGCGUAUCAGCCAGUGGAUGAUGCCCCAAAUACGCAGUCACCUAUAGCUGCAAGUGCCGUGGGGGACAACAACGUGCGGGAACCAGUUUCAAGUUGCUCAACUGAGCUCCGCUGUAGAAUACUGCAGGGCGAAAUACGGAUACUCAGGAACGAGAAGGCUGAUUGGCUGGAAAGGGAGCGCGAGCUCGUCAAACGAGUCCAGCAGGUGCAUGAAGACCUAAAGGAACAGCGAAAGAAGCUGCUGGAUAGGCAAAGAAAGUCGCAGGCGCUGGAGCAGGAAGUCGAACUGCUGCACUGCCGAUACAAAACCAGGCAGGAAACCUUGGAGCAAAGCUACAAAACGCUGUGCGAAAACGUGCGACUGACCGAUCUGGCUUCGCUAAAGGGGAGGCUUGACCUCAGAAGGCUCCAAACGAAGAAUAUGUUGCUAGAAGAGCUCCUUCAAACAAAAACUGCGGAUUACGAAAGGUUGAAGAGUAUGGCAUCGCAAUUUGCAUGGCCCGCCGACAUGCAGAUGAAGUGUGCCCCGUCAUCUGAGGCCACAUGCGGCAGCUCCAAAUCUGAUGACACCGCCAUGUCGACCUGGGACGGAGAGGUUGGCCAGCACAAGGAUCCUGUACACGAUGGUGCUGCCAUUGACUCCGGUAACGCUGAUGCAUCUGAGUCCAGACCUGGCGGAGACUGCACUACAGAAAAUGAACCCGACCAGUCAUGUGAGCCACCUGAGGAGCACGAUGCGAUGUCCAGAGGCGAUGACCCUGCGGAAGGCUCUCGUUCGGAUUCAGGCCGCGAGGAACACACAGCUUACGCAGGGGAUGUAGCAGAACCGCAGCAGAUCCCACCGCAUUCCAGCAAAGGUGUGGAAACCCUACAUGAGCUCAGCCAACUCAUGAGGAUACACCUGAAGCAGAUGAUCGGUUGCGCAAAGGAAGCGGAGAAGCAAAUGCGCGAAAGCGUCGACGCGCAAAUUGAGGAGCUGAAAGAAUUGCUACAACAGACACGUUCGGAUUUGGCAUACAAGACAGAAGAGUGCAACGUGCUCUCAAGAACUCUGGAAGGUCUGCGAUCGGAACUGGAUAUUGCCAGGAGCAACUUAUCGCACAGCAUUGAUGAACACCGCGGCAUAAAGGAAAAGUACCAGUGCAAGCUUUUAGAGGUGGAAAAGCUACAAAAUGAUCUAGAUGCCCUCCUCUUACAGUACGAAGAGGUCAAGCGGGAGCUGAGUUCAACCGUGUCGCAAGGACGGCAGCAAAGGGCAGCGUUCGACGAAUACGUCAAAGACACGGAUAUGAAACUACAUAAGAUGGAGGUGCUCUUGUCCGUCGGUGGGCUGGCAGGUGCGUCGGUAGGGGCACUCAGUGAAACAGCACCCCUAGGAGAUACCAACGAACCAAAUGAAGACGCAGAAGCAGACGCUACUGAAUCGCCCGGGAGCGUGAAAGAUGUCGAUAUUCAUAACACGGAUUUCGCAGCUCCGGUUGAAGGUUACAGCAACGUAGCAAGGAGACACCCAGCUUAUCAACAGCACCAAGCAUGCAUGGCAACACGAACAAAUAACCCCGCACGAAACGAGGAAAUACAGCUACAACGAGCUCUAGCUAGUUGUAAUACGCAUCUACCUGAUGUGCGAGAAAGCGACUGCGAGGCCUGCUGCGUAAAUGGCACGCCAAACCCUGAGACACAAACCGACCAUAUGAAUGACGGCGUGGAAAACACAACGCCCUCGUCAGUAUCGCAAACCGGCGCAAUAGAUACCGGUAAGAUGCAAGAAAUUUUUAAGGGUGUCGUUGUCAGACUCCUCAAGAAGGUCGAAACCCUCACCCAGACUCUGACUGAGCAGGUGGUGCGAGCAUUCAAAAGCGAACAACGGGUGAAGGAGCUUGAAUCUGGAUUAAAGCCCGUCUGCCUAUGCCGCAAAUCACUCGAGCGGGUCGAGGCCACUAAGCGCAAACGAUGCUGGUGCAGAUACAAGCGCGUUGCAGAACUCAGACGCAAUGUCACACACUCGGCACUACUGCUGGACAAAAACACCAUUUCAGCUGUGUUGGCGGGUGAAAUGAGCUGCAAAAAACGCAAAGUCGCACCUCCAGACACCACAGAAUAG